GCAGAUACCGAAGCACAUGCGCUAUGGCUUCUGUUAUGGCUCUUGUAUUUAUAUAUAUAUAUAUGCUUUGACCUUAAGACCGUGUUAUCGGGAUGAUAAGAUAGAUCUCGUAACGUAAGUUUGACCCUCGAGUCAAAUAACGCAGACAUUCCUUCAACAUGGAACUCAAAUGUGCAGUUCAAACAUAUAGUUGGGGGAAAUAUGGUAUGAACAGUAUUGUUGCGUCUUUGAUAAAAUCAGCCAAUGCUGAUUUUGUAGUGGAUGAUGAGAAGACUUAUGCAGAAUUAUGGAUGGGAACUCACGAGAAUGGUCCAUCGUAUCUCAAGGACACAAAUAUUCCCCUGCAGAGAUAUAUCCAGGAAAAUAUUGAAACAAUAGGCAGUGACGUAGCAGAAAUGUUUGGUUUCAAUUUGUCUUUCCUCUUUAAAGUUCUAUCUAUAAAUAAAGCUUUAUCUAUUCAAGUACAUCCGGAUAAGAAAAAGGCUGAAGAGCUGCACGAGUUAUAUCCGGAUGUCUACAAAGAUCCAAAUCACAAACCAGAACUAGCAAUAGCUUUGUGUCCCUUUGAAGCGCUGUGUGGAUUUCGUCCAAUUGAUGAAAUAAAAGAUUAUUUGAAUAACAUACCGGAGUUAUUCGCCGUCAUAGGGGAAAUCGAUGUUUGUCUCUUAUCUCAAGCAACUGAUUCUACGAUCAGCGAAGCCUUGCAGCAGUGUUUUCACAAUCUUAUGACUUGUGAUUCCAAAGAAGUAAUACAGCAAUUGAGAGGCUUGACAGACAGAUUACACAAUGCAGAUAAUUCUUAUAGAGAAUGGAUUAAAGCCGAUCUAUUAGAGCGCUUGCACAGAGAUUAUCCUGGAGAUGUAGGCUGUUUUGCGAUAUAUCUAUUUAACUAUGUAACGCUGCAGCCAGGUGAAGCCAUUUACAUUGGACCAAAUGUGCCUCAUGCGUAUCUCUCUGGUGAUUGCAUAGAGUGUAUGGCGUGUUCAGAUAAUGUAAUACGAGCUGGACUUACACCAAAGCCGAAAGAUGUGAGAACUUUAAUCGAAGUGCUGCCAUUUGAAUCGCAUUCCGUAGAAAAAGUUCAACCAUCCCAGGAAGAUGCAUUCACUCAAGUUUUUUGUCCGCCAGUUUCAGAAUUUGCUGUUGCCAAAAUCACUCUACCACCUGGACGAUCAUCUUACAGUUUAAAACCGAGAAGCUCUGCCAGCAUCCUGUUAAUAGUGACUGGUAAGGUAAAGAUAUCUUUUAAAAUCUUUUCCCGCGGCUCCGUUUUGUUUAUUCCUGCCAAUGACGAAGUGGAGAUGAAAAUUUUGUGCAAUUGCCAUCCUAUGCUGAUGUUUCAAGCAUUUUCAAACGUUUGAGAAUGCAAAAUUCAGCUGACAAACAUUAACAAUGUGAAGUGCAAAAUACAGUUAAUAUUUUAAAGCGAUUGCCAUGAAAUUUUCGGUAUGUAUAAUGAUGUAAAGUUUUCUAUAUAAUUAUUUACUAAUGUACACGAGUUUCUCACGAAUACAUGAAGAAUUAUCUUCAGAAGCAUAAUCGUGAAUUGUAUAUCAUUCGGAAACUUUUUAAUACAAUAAUUACAUUGUAAGAAAUAUUAUUCGAUAAGAUUUAUUACUAAACGUUAUGUAUUACAUUAAAAAAAAUAUAUCUAACAUAUA
Molecule: messenger RNA, 1661 nt
Organism: Vollenhovia emeryi
Lineage: Eukaryota; Metazoa; Arthropoda; Insecta; Hymenoptera; Formicidae
Gene: Mpi
Product: mannose-6-phosphate isomerase
Exons: 6
Coding region: 159-1361 (400 amino acids)
Biological process (GO): carbohydrate metabolic process; GDP-mannose biosynthetic process
Cellular component (GO): cytosol
Molecular function (GO): zinc ion binding; mannose-6-phosphate isomerase activity
Source: RefSeq, a predicted model, not a curated record